Messenger RNA from Orussus abietinus, 2257 nucleotides. Its product is annotated as HEAT repeat-containing protein 6. Bases 108 to 1682 code for a protein of 524 amino acids. The record is from RefSeq and is a predicted model, not a curated record. NCBI's taxonomy places the organism in Eukaryota, Metazoa, Arthropoda, Insecta, Hymenoptera, Orussidae. The transcript has 6 exons.
UGUGUAAUAAAUAUGAUAGUUGGCGUCCCGUUGGUCCUGGCUACUCUCAUCUUUCUGCUUAUGUAGUCAAGGGCCAUGAGUGAAUCUUGUGAAUAUAUGAACACGUCAUGGCGCCAGAACAAAUAUGUUCCUUAAAUGUCGUAGCAAAGAAUUUUUAUUUGUUUUCAACAAAAAUGCAUACUGCUGUGCUAGUGGAAAGUGUCGAUAAAAAUGUAAUUAAUGGUUACCUAAAGGAGAUAAAUUCCCUGGAUUUUAAAACGACUGCCGUUAAAAAUAAUGUGGUGAUAAAACAAUUCAUUGAACGAUUGUGUCAGCUCACACAUCCAAUUGAUACAUCCUUGGUGGAAAACUUUACCUGGUUACUUCGAAGCCUAAUACAAAUAGAUUAUAGCUUUGAUGAAUGUACAUCUGCUGCUUGCAUUCAAUGGCUAAAACAGAUAAUUGAAUUCUCUAAUAAUAUUGUACAUCAUGAUGUUCUCUUAACACUACAUAGUGCCUUAUCAACUGAGAUGUUUAGCAAUAGUGCUAAGAACUUAGAGGACUUCAUUAGUCAUCGAAACCAAUUGUUCAAAUUUAUAAAUGAUCCAAUUGUUCCAUGGAAUGAAACCAGUGUUCUUGCAUUACGAUGCAUACAAGUUAUUUUAUUGAAAAAACGUGACGACAGGUCAUUAGUGUUACCUGAAUUUAAUUUGACUACUGCACACGUCAUUUCAAACAUUAUUAUAUCAUUGGAUUACAAAUGUCAAGAUAAAUUAGUUUACAACAAAACGAUAUGUCUGUGCCUACAUAUUCUCCACAUACUUGUGGUUGAUUAUCAAAUUUUAUCCCAAAGUCCUGAUGAAGUUGGGAAACUCUUUGGAGCUGUUCAAACCUACAUGUAUCACGGAAUCAAAGGCUAUCAGUUAAUGAAGCCUGAGCCUAUUCGACCAGCGACCAUGAACCUUCCUGAAACUGUAUAUACCAUGCCGUGUAUUAGAAAUUUCAGUCGCAAACCUAAAGGAAAAAGUCAACAGACAAGAAAAUUCACAUCAGAUAGCCUAAAAAGUUCUACUCGGAUCGAUAGCAAACCUGUGUGUAGAUGCUCGAGUGAUUCCGAUACGUCUGAGAAUGAGAUCGUUAAUCUUGACCGGAUAGAGUCCAAGGUUCGCUUUGAAGCAAUUCAUUUACUUCAGGGCAUAGCACGUAACAUAUCGAGUCGUGAGAUUUUUGGUUAUUGGCCACAAAUUGUAGCUAACGAUUCCACAGAUAACGUAAGAGUUCUAAGUAGAUACAUACUACGAGAACCAGUUUCGAAGAACCGACAAACUGCUUUGAGUACACUGACGGAAUUACUCGAUGGAGCAAGAUCAUUCCUGCUGCAUGCAGAAGACGUUGAACGCCCUUCAUUCGUUGCAUUCUGCAGUACAGUGAGUGCAAUGAUAAAGGAGCUUCACCUUGCUCUAUCAUUGCUCUUGAAUACUGAAAGAAACAUGGUUCUACGUAUGCAUGGAUUGAAAUGUGUGGCUGCACUCGCUCGAAGCACACCUUACGCCAGGUUGAAACCAGGACUUGCUACAAAGUUAGUUAGAAAUUGCAGAUCGCAGAUACAUUACAAAGGUCCUGAUAAAGCACCAACGAAUCAGUGUACACAAGAAGAUGAAAAUAUUAAUUUUGAAUAUAAACAAAGAGCCGUAGAGCUGUAGUAACAUGAGAAGUAGUAAAAGGAAGAAAAACUUGAGUCUCGAGAGUGUACAAAACAAAUUUAGAAAAGUCUCAUGAAUAAGUGAACUACAUCGUUGGACUCGUACAGUCAAUAAAGAUCUCUUUAAAAUUUGGUUGGAACAAAUAUUUUAUCCAAAUUUAGGACCUGAUACUGUACUAUUAAUUAAUUCCUGGAGUGAACAUUGUGAUUGAGUUAUAGAGGAAACAAUGCCAAGCAAUAAAAUUGUUAAUGUACAAAAAAUACCAACAGGAACAACAGGAAAAAUUCAACCACUUGAUGUAUAUGGGUUUCGAGUAUGAAAAAAUUACGUCCGACAUUUUUCAGAUAAUGUUAUUUUAAUGAAUUAUGAUUUAAAUUUAUAUGAAAGAAAUGACAUUAAAUUGCAAUCAUUAGUUCACAACCAAUUAUCUUCACCGAGAUAUUCUAAUCUUUUUAAAUAUUCCUGAUACAAAAGUGGUUAUCUUCAUAAAAAAAAAACAGAUAAUUUUGAUAAUGCUGUCCAUUACAGCUUCGGUGAUUCAUGUGGGAUACAAUGCGAAAUAGAAGAAUGUAAAA